UGCCCCACUCCUGAAAGCCAACGAAAGGGAGAGAAAAGAGAGGAGCGAGCGAGGCAAGGCAGGGACGCAGGGUGCCAUAUUCUGCAGCUUACAACAGUCCUCGCCGCCGUGAUCCGUCUCGGACUCCGGCCUGGGCGUUCCGCCGUGCCGGGGUGGGGUUUCCCGAGCGAGUCGCCGCCUCCGGCAACUAGUUUUCUCUGAUCCUGCCGGGCACGCAGCUACUUCUCCCGGUGCUUGGGUUUCAGAGGCAGCCGAUUGGCGGCGGUUUGUUGGUGAGAAGGUUACCAAUGUCGGCAGCGGCCACUAUAAACUGGAUUAGAGCCCCAUUUGACACCCGGAGAGUUCAUGACUUCUCUAGUAUAAGUUUUAGAUGCCGAAACACUUUUGGAUCAAUGCAGCCUUGCUGGUUGGCAACUGAUCAGGAUUCGUCCCUCUCCAAAGUUCGUGUGGCUGCAGAUUACUCAGACUCAAUGCCAGAUUCCAAGUACAUGACAGACCGCGGAUACCAUCCUCUUGAAGAAAUUAAAGAACGUCCAAAGAAAAAAGACCUUUCGCUGACAGAUGUAGAAACUGCUAGAACAGUAGUAGAGGCAAAUAGCAAGGGAGUGCUCGUAUUUCCUGCCAGGGUGCAUAAUGAACCCCAUGGACAUGUUACUUGGUCGGAGUUCCCGUAUGUUGUUGACGACUAUGGAGACAUUUUCUUUCAAGUACCUGAUAAUGGGAACAUCUUGGAAGAUGAUGAUGCAAACAAUCCUGUGACAGUUUUGAUUGGAACAGACGGUGCCAUUAUUGGAGAAACUAGCGUGGUAACAAGCGAUUUCAGUGACCAGAUGGACGUUGAGGAUUCUAUGGACAUGCGUGAUGACUACAGAAAGGUUGAUACAGAAAUAAUGGAUAUUCUUAUAGAGUGGGGAAUGCCAGUAACAAUGCGUUCAAUACAUCCUAUAUAUUUUGCCAAGUGUUUGACAAAGGCUGUUCAUGAUAAUCACGGGGAGAAGAUGGAUAAUCCAUCAAAUGGUCUAUCAAUUGUAGGAUACCUGAGACCUGUUUAUAUAGAAGAAGAAUCUUAUUUGAGAACUUUAUUUCAUGCUGAAUACAAAGCUGAUGGUUAUUCUUCUGACUGGAGAGGGGAAUACAAAAGAGAAUCCCAGCCAGCUUCUGGAACAAACGGCCUACUAGAUGAUGAUAAAUCGAGAUUGGACAUCAAUGAUGUGGGAAGUAGCAUUGAUUCAACCAUAUACAAGCUGGAAAUAAUGACAAUUGAGCUGUUUUCCAUCUAUGGGAAGCAGUUGAUCAUUGAUCCACAAGACUUUCAAGAUGCAGAACCAGAUGUUCUUUCAAAUUAUGCUUCAGACAUUAUAAAACGCAUAGAAGAAAACAGUGAUCAGUGUACUGUGGCUCUAAGGUCCCUCUGUAGCAGGAAAAAGGGCCUUACAGUAGAGGAGGCAAGCUUGAUUGGCGUCGAUAGUCUUGGUAUCGAUGUAAGAGUUUUUUCUGGCUUGGAAGCUCGGACUGUUCGAUUUUCAUUCAACGCGCAGGCGCUAUCUGAACGUUCAGCCGAAAAGAAAAUCAGGCGAAUGCUUUUCCCACGCUAUCGCAAGACCGUGAAAGCUCCCGCUGAAGAUGAUUGUUAGCCAACUUACUUCUUUUCGCUUGGAACGCCUGACAGUACUGGUGAGGAGACAACGGGUGUGCAGGAAACUCAACAGAAGAUCUGCAUCCAGUCAGCUCCCAGUCCAUUCAGAGAAGUUCACACCCGUCGACUAUGAAAUGAUUUUAAGUAUUAGAGUACCUGAUCGAGGUUUCGGCUUCAUUGGCUAUAGAAGUUGACAACCAAUGGUUUCUGACAAAUAAGGUGGCGGCCAUGUAUAAAUGAGCAUCCUUGGACACGCCGAUGCUGUUCAUUGUCACCGCAGUCUGCAAGUGACCAAGCUUCAUCAUCCAUAAAAAAAUAAGGUGCAGGAAACACCAGAAGCACAAGAGAAAUCUCUCUGGCCUGAAAAGUAAUAACCUCUCCUUUCACUGCAACUUGUAGCUAAUUACUCUUUGUAUUUUUUUUUUCCUUUCCAUAAUGAAUAAGUGCAAAAUGUUUGAUCCCGAUGGUCCUGCAGUAAUAUAAUUUCAUGAGUUGUGAGCUAA
Messenger RNA from Lolium perenne, 2139 nucleotides. RefSeq lists its product as uncharacterized. The record is from RefSeq and is a predicted model, not a curated record. Lineage: Eukaryota; Viridiplantae; Streptophyta; Magnoliopsida; Poales; Poaceae.